AUGGCACAGGCAGGUGAGAGGGGAGGAGUUGCGGAGCAAAUUGGGCGAGAGUGGGGCACCACGGGUCCGAGUGAGGAAUCGCAGAGGCUAAAUUACAAGGGCGUGGGCGUAGGCAGGUCAGCGAUACAUUUCACAACCUUUACAUGAAUUGAAUUCGGGCGUGAGAGAGAGUGAUUGUGGUAGCGAGAGCGAGAUAGCGAGAUUGCGAGGGGAGAGGGGAGGAGACGAAGCUCGUGGAGAAGACGGACGGAGGGGGGUGAGCGAAACAACGAGGCGGGCGAGGACAGGGAAGAUUUUGUGUCACAGAGCGGAGGAGGUCGGGAAAGAGUCCAAUCGAGGUCUUAGCGGGGAGAUUGGUGAGCGCCCACCUGUUCUGAGAGGAACCAGGAGGAGGCGGACACGUUUUGCUGGAGGGAUACGCGAGGGGGAUCUGAACGAAGACUGGUUCUUCUCCUUCUUCAUCUUCAUCUUUUUCUUCUUCUUCUUCUUCUUCUACGAUCCUGGGAAUGCGAAGCAUACGACGCGCGGGGGCAGACAGGCUUCUUCACCGAACGUGAGUCGGGGUGGUGUGCUGGCGACGAACAGCGAGCGAGAGCUAGAUUGCAAGAGAGUGGACCUGGAACUGGAACUGGGAACGGGACCGGGACCGGGCCAGAUUUGAGAGCGAGCGGGUUCUUGAGGGAAGUGGGGGUAAUUUGACUUGGGCAGCGAAGCAGGAGAACUGGACUGGUCUUGCGCUCGUGGGCGAGAUAAUAUACUUAAUUAAGCCAAGCUUUGAGAGCCGUGGGGGCGAGGGGGCGCCACAGCAAAGUCUUUGGGACUGGGCCUUGGUGAAAGAGGAAGGAUCCGGCGCAGCUUGAACCUCGCGGAGUCGGUGUUGGUUUUCCUCACUGCCUGUUGGUGUGCCCUCUCGGUCUCUUCACAGAAGCUCAAUCGGAGCGAGAGCCGGCGAGUUCCGGUGUUAUAGGAAUUGCAGUGCAGAAGUUUUCAUUUUUUUCCUUAAGCUAACAACAUUUAAGAUAUAGAUAUAGAGGCGGUGCUAAUUAGCUCCGGAGUAGCUGCAAAUGCAGCCAGGGGUGGGCGUUGGGUUCCAGUGAUCGAGAGAGAGAGAGAGAGAGAGCUGCCGAGCUGCAGAUCCCGUCGAGUGCACGCAGAUUGCCAAUCCGACAGACGACGACUACUCGGCACUGAGAAGUGAGGUGCGCCGACAAGCGAUGAAGAAAGAGCAAGGUACCACCCUUACAUGGGAGGAUGAACAGGUUGCGCAAGAGGAUUGAGGGCUGGGAAUGCUGAGUGGUAUCGCAGUAGCCACAAAGCUUUACACCGAAACGUUUGCGUGAAGUUUGUAGAGGUCGCGUCGUCCGGCUUUGUGAAUUCAAACAUAGAGGCAUUGCCUCCGAAAGGAAAAAUUGUGGAAGGUCCCGAUAAGCAGGGAAGGAUGUACGCGGCACUGAACACCCGAGAUGUGGAGAAAGCUUGGGGAUUCGAAAGCAAGAUCAUGCGAGGUCCUCCAGACUGGUCGAGGAGGGAUUACAAAGUGAAAGUCAUCGACUUGUACUUGUUUCCUUUGGAAAUUUCCGUCGAUGAAGCCGUCAUAUUCAACCUCGUGAAGGACAGGGUGAGGGAGCAGACUCGCGUCUGGUGGAACAUGGAGGCCAGUAAAGGGGCGGGAUGGUACCUGCAGUCUGACAUAUCCUCCAUCUCCGACCAAUUUGUGCCUGCAUCCUUAUCUAUCUCCACUCUGACCAGCACUCUUCAGCUGAAGAAGCUCAUCAGAAAGGGGAUUCCUCCCACCCUUCGGCCUAAGGUUUGGCAAGCCGUCUCAGGUGCUUCUCGUAAGAGAUCGAAUGUGCCUGAAAGUUAUUACGAGGACCUUUGUCAAGCUGUCAUCGGAGCACAAACUGCGUCCACGCGCCAAAUCGAUCAUGAUUUGGCGAGGACUUUUCCAUCGCAUCCUUGGGUGGAUUCUCCAGAAGGACAGGCUACGCUUCGCCGAGUUUUGGUUGCCUACUCAUUUCGCGAUUCGAGUGUAGGCUACUGUCAGGGAAUGAAUUACGUGGCAGCAUUGCUUUUGCUCGUAAUGAAAACCGAGGAGGACGCAUUUUGGAUGCUCGCUGUUCUCCUAGAGAAUGUUUUGUUCAGCGAAAGCUUUGCUGAAGAUCUACGGGGCUGCCACCUUGCCCAACGUGUCUUCAAAGACUUACUGAAGAAGAAGUUUCCAAGGUUGGCGCAACAUUUGGAUCAAAUUGGAUUCGAUUCCACGCUUGUCACUACGGAGUGGUUUCUUUGUUUGUUCGCUAAGAGUUUCCCAUCGGAAACUACCAUGAGGGUUUGGGAUGUGCUCUUCAACGAAGGUGUGAAGGUUCUCUUCAGAGUUGCGUUAGCCACUUUUAAGCUGAACGAGGAGGCACUGUUAGCGGCUAAGCACGCAGGGCAAGCCAUAAAAAUUUUGCAAGACUCUAUGUCUCAUCUCUAUGACCCGGAUGUCCUUCUGAAGAUAGCAUUCGACAAGGUAGGACAGCUGUCAGUCAACACCAUCAACAAACAGAGCAAGAAGGAGCAACCGCAAUUGAUGGCUGACCUGCAGCGCAGAUUGCAGAGACUGAGCUCUCCAGAUUCCCCGACUCCCUGCCCAUCCACUGGCAGUCCGUAGGAACAGGGUUAUGAGAAACAUACCCUUUGUAUAGUACAAACUUAUCAGUCCCAAUGUCCCCGGCUUCAAGGCCAUUUGGAUGGUGUAAGAAAAAGCUAUCAGUCCAUUUUUUGGCUCACAACGAGUUCACUGACAAUACGGUGAGCUUUCUGUGAUCCACCGUCUUCAGCAUAGACGGUGAUCCUCUCUGAGGUGUGUAUAUUCCUGAAAAAAGUUCGGUAAGAUAGAUAGUGUUGUAAGUUAACGUUAGCCAUCAGCCUGGCCAGAGGAUGGAUGAUAUUGUUCAAUGAUGUAUAGGUCCUGGAAGGUCUGAAGAGAAAACAGUUUUGGUACGCAUGAUAUUUCCGACGAUAUCGUGUCUACUCUGAGGAAAAGAACAAAAUUCAAUAAAAUGUCCAAUUCAAAUGAUAAUCAUCGCUGGAUAUCUGGAAUUUUUCCCCAGACUAGAACUGCUCUCGCCAAUUUCCGGCCUUCAUGGAUUGCCCUUUGGCAGAACAGGUUUAAACACACCAGAACGGGAACGGUGUUCAAUAUUAAGAUAGUGAGAUGUUGUAGUUUUGCCUACCAGUUUGACGUACAGUUGCCAAGCGUUUUUGGUGUGAGAGAAUACACAAUGUCAAUCUCUGCCGACCGCAGACUCAACCUCAGCAGCAGUGAAUAAAC
Marchantia polymorpha subsp. ruderalis is the source of this 3316-nucleotide messenger RNA. The record is from the annotation of a GenBank genome assembly. Lineage: Eukaryota; Viridiplantae; Streptophyta; Marchantiopsida; Marchantiales; Marchantiaceae.